AGGACUCUCGCUCGCAACAUUUUAAGAACCCCUUAUCCGGUAGAUUUGUAGCGUAUCUGACAGUAGUUUCUGAUUAACUCCAUCGCUCCUUAGCGUGGAGAUUGAUUACGUUCAGACCAGACCAAGUGGUCGAUUACAUCCGUCGUUUUCUAUGCAUUGUCGCAGUAAGUAGCUACAGUAUACUAGACUUUUUGCGAUUGUGAACGCUUGGUCUGCAUGAAUCUAGGGCAGUGCUAAAAGCGUGGGCAAACGCCUGCCGCCGCCCUCCCGCUCGGCUGCAUUGGAGGUUACAAGUCAAUGUGAUCCCUCGCGUGGCCGUGGAAGAGGCUUUCCCGGAUAGGCCGCUGCUGUCUUCGUGCCAAUGCAGCGACACGAAUCCGUGGGAUCCAUGGCCGCGUCGCUGCAGAUGCAACAUGAGGAAACGAGCCGGACGUCUUGGAUUCUCGAGGGGAGCAAACAGGAAGGCCAGGCAACCCUUUCUCGGCCCCACUCAGCGGAUGCGUUGGCAGCACUCCUUUUGCAGCAACAGCCCGAGGCCGGGACAGGAGCUUCCGCAGUGUCAGAGAACGCCUUUUUAGACCAUUAUCAUCUAGCAGCGGAGCAGCAACUGCCGCGACAGGCGAAAAAAGCACCACACUCAUCGUCCAUGACGCUGCUCGGGCUUCUGUCGCCGACCGUCUACAACGGGGAGCGCGAGCUGCAGCCACUGUCGCAGGAUCUGUCGCCGAGCAGAAUGAAGAAACAGAAGAUGAAAGGGCGAUUUCCGCGCUCCAAGCGAGCUCUGGCGAGCAGUCCGACAGGAAGAAGGUCACCCGCCAGUUCGCAGGGAAGCAGGUACUACAGCUUUCGCACAUCAUGGUGUCUGCCCUUGUAAAGCUGUUCCGUCAAUAAACACAAUAUCUCCUAGCUGCAACACGACAGCACGGAAUGAUUUCAUACGUCGGUCCUCUGGAAGAUGCCUAGUUGUUGUCGAAUCUGAAAAAAUAAAAAAAUACUCACACAGACUCUCGCCAACUGCUCGCUCGUCACCCGGCCCUUUCGACCGUGAUGUGAAAACCGCCUCGCCCGUCGCCCAGCGCUCCCCCAGCCUAUCCUGAGUAAAAACGUACCCACCCCAGAGUUGUCAUGCAGAUUUGCAAACACAGGAAGACUUGUAAUGCGCAUCCCCAUGAGAGCCAUUUCCAAUCGUGUUUUGGAAUUUGUGAUGCUGUGAACUAGUGGUUUUAGUAGGCCUAGAAAAGGCAAAGGGACGGACUGCCCUUAGAUCUCCGAUGUGAUGCUGUGAACAGGAUGAGCAGAUGAAUCUGUGACGCGGCUGCACUUGCUAACCAGGACUACACUGCGGAGUGCCAUUUGUCAUGCGUGACUCCCAAAACUCCUAGGUUUGUGGUGCAAAAUCCCCAUCCUGACUAUGGGGCGGGGGCGUUUUUACACAGGAUACAGCCCCGUCUACAACUACUCGUCGCAGAACCCCCAGCGAAUUCUCCACCCAGCGCUGCCACAACGACCCAACACCCACGCCAGCUCUUCGGAGAGACAGCUCUUCUCGCCCUCAAGUGCCAGCACCGUCUCGCAGCAACCACAGCCGGACGGGGCAGGUGUUUUUGUCGUCAAUCCCCCGCCGGAACACAUCAUGAACAGUAGCAACGUAAGGUUUUUCAGUAACACCGGACCACCACCCGGUGGCGGGAUAAGUCCGACCGGCGGAAAUGGUGGCGGUGGCCUCGCCACCUCAUAUAGUUUACUGCCAGAGCAGAAGGCUUCCUCUCCGACCUCCGCCUCCGGAACACAUCAGCAACCGGUACAGCUGCUGAGCAGCAAUGCGCUAGAGAACCAGCAAACUCAGGUGUUUAUAGACGAGAGGUGGGUGGUGCCCCCCGCUAGCGCCUCGGUCGAGGAGACCGCGAGCUCGGAGCAUACCGCACAUAGCUUGAUGGUACCACCGUCCACAAAGAUGAGUUCUGGAUCCACCUCUUCCGGAAUGAACAAACAAGGUGUAGUACAACUGGCAGGCGCCUCCACUAAGGGUGAUAUCCUCCGCGUGAUCGGACACCGGUGCACGAUUUUCGACCGGCCCAAGCGGUCCGAGAUCAGGAAGUACGCGGUGUGGAAAAUGUACAGUUCGCAGGCCUCGUUUCUCCAGGGCAGCGGCGCGCACAGCAGCUCGCAGGCGCUGCUGUGGGCCCUGCACCGCGGCGGGCAAGACGAGUUUGCGCACUUUUUGGAGGACGAAAACAUCGAGGGCCUGGACGCGCUGGACGAGCGGCUGCUGGAGUUGAUGUAUCGCGACAUCACGCCGGAGGACUACGACACGCUGCUAGAGCUCGACGAGGCCAACGCCAAGAAGACGGCGGAGCGGAGCGCGCUGGACCGCCUACCCUGCGUGACGGACUUCUCAGGGUACAGUGAGGAGCAGUUGACCUGCGGCGUCUGCUACAUGCGAGUGGACGAGGACCAGGAGGAGGUGGAGCGGAUUUUCCAGAUGCCCUGCCGCGGACGACACAUAUUCCACGAGGCCUGCGUCACGAAGUGGCUACUGGAAGUCAAGGCGGCCUGCCCAACCUGCCACGAGCCGAUCUGCGAGGAGGCACCUCCGUAGCUACUUACGCAUGUGGAGUCGCAUGAAGCGGAAUAUAUGAAUUUGUCGCAUUUAUUCCUGCUGUCUUGCAGAAACAAUUACAUAGUCGCCGACUCAUAUCAUAUAGUCAAUGUUUCUGGCAGCUCUUCGUUGCGUUUCCAUGCAUCCUUUUUGUCGACCGUUUAGCACCAAGUCAAUUAUCUCUUUCUCACGAUCUGUUUCUCCUCCGUGUCAAGAUCAUUUGAUCCGAUUGUAGAAUAAUGGUUUUGGUUUGGCAGGAUAAUUUGCUGUGUACACCUACGACAUUUUGGACUUUCAUUUUGUACAAUUCGGGACGAUGAACAUAUUCGUUGUAAGCGUAU
Molecule: messenger RNA, 2940 nt
Organism: Amoebophrya sp. A120
Lineage: Eukaryota; Dinophyceae; Syndiniales; Amoebophryaceae
Source: the annotation of a GenBank genome assembly